Ctenopharyngodon idella (grass carp) is the source of this 9605-nucleotide messenger RNA. Its product is annotated as NACHT, LRR and PYD domains-containing protein 1 homolog. The coding region runs from base 688 to 4497 and encodes 1269 amino acids. Gene Ontology annotation, biological process: inflammatory response; regulation of apoptotic process; innate immune response. NCBI's taxonomy places the organism in Eukaryota, Metazoa, Chordata, Actinopteri, Cypriniformes, Xenocyprididae. The transcript is spliced from 23 exons. The record is from RefSeq and is a predicted model, not a curated record. Gene Ontology annotation, cellular component: cytoplasm.
UUUAUAAAUUCAGCUAUUUUUUUAUGUUAAAAUUAUUCAUUUUCACAGAUUCUGCAAGUGGUUCGCAAACUUUGAAGCGGAAGUGAAUUCCAGAAAAAUCUUCACUGUUUACUUCAUUUGUUUUAUCUUUCUUUUUUUGUAUUUUUUUGUGCUGUUGCUUGUAAUUUGUUUAUUUGUUCCUAUUCUAUUACUAACUGUUUACUUUUCUUUAAUAAUGUUUGAACUUUAUAGUUAGGCUAAGUUUGAAAGUUUUCUAUGGAAUAGUACAUGAUAGGAUAUUUAACAAUCUAUAAUGACUUUUUUUUUUUUUUUUUUUUUUUACUUUUGGUCUUUUGUGUGCGUUUAGGUCUUGAGUAAUAGAAUAAGAUUCAAGAACAGAUUGUUUCACAAAUAGGACUUACUCAAAUACUGAAGGUUUGUAAAAUAAGUAAUAAUGAUGAUAAUAAAUAAAUAAAAAAGAAGGAAAAAAAAUAUGGAGGUGUAAUGCAUGUUAGAGCUUCUUACUAGCUACCUUUGAGUUUCGAUUCGAGCCGUGGGCGUGUUACUAUCCUGCUUCUCCUGCUUUUAGGAUGACGAAAGAAACUGACAAAACAGGUGUAGAUCUACGGAACUGUAGCAUGAACUUCGCAACACUAAUCAUGUAGUUCUACUGUAUUCUAAAACGCAGGAAGGAUAAAAUCGAUCACGAUGGCGAAUCCUCGUCGCAAGCAAUUCACACAGACAUCAAGCUCAGAUGAUCAACCCAGUGGCUCUACAAAACACAUUGUAAUAGAUUUACGCCCUAGACCAGAAGCAGGGCCAGGCAGAACUGUGGAAGCAUGGCACAAUUCUGCAAUGUCUAGUCAGGAUUAUCAGCCUGGAAUCAUGAUACAACAAGCAGGGCCAAACACAAUGAUGGAACCUAUUCUUCGGUCACCUCAGCACGAUUUCCCACAAUAUUGGGAGGAUGAUUGGAUUGAAAUGUUCCCCACAUUUCAAGGGCCAAACAGAUUUGUGGAAACUCCAUCAUCUGCUCCUCGGACACUUUACUUUUGGGAGAAUGUUUGGACUGAAAGAAGAAUAAAAGCCCAUGCAUGGCAGAAGAUGAUAUGUCAGUAUAAGACGUCAGUCAAGUGUAGGCAUGACAAUGUCUCACUUGCUUCUCAGUACACUGAACCUGUGAUCACUCUGAAAAAUAAAAAAGGUGGUUUUCGGAAAAUCAGUGUGGAGGAGUUGUUCCACAUUCCACAUUUGUUUUAUCCACCUAUUAUUCUCCUCCAAGGAAAUUCUGGUAGUGGAAAAUCUUUCAUAGCACAAAAGAUUAUGUUGGACUGGGCAUCUGAAAAACAUUACCUUAAAGACUUUGAUCUAGCUUUCUACCUGAGGUGUGAAGAGCUGAUGUGUCUUUCUGAGGAGAUGAACUUGAUUGAGCUCCUGAGCUGGAAUUGUAGUUUUUCAUCUGAUCAGAUCUCACAGAUGUUACAGAACUCAGCACAGAGAGUGCUCAUCAUCAUUGAUGGACUUGAUGAUCUGGAUGACCUUAGAUUCAUGUGUCAUGAAUUUUGCAUAUCAUCUAAUUUAGAGAGAGCCCCACCUGAGGUCAUUUUUUGUUCCUUGCUUCAAAAACAAAUCCUGCCCAGAUCUUUCCUGCUCAUCACUACUAGAACUGAGGUCCCACAGGGCAUGUUGUGUAUAGGACAACACCGUUUCUUUAAGAUUGUAGGUUUCUGUGAGAAAGGGGUGGAGGAGUACUUCCAGAAGUUCUUUCAGGAUGAGGAACUCUUCAGGAAAGCGUUCAAGUAUUUGAAGGCAAACAAAUCCCUCUUCACCUUUUGCUCCUUUCCUGUUAUCUGCUGGAUCAUCUGUACGGUUAUGCGAGAGAGGUUUAAUGAUGGUGCGGAUGUGAGAAGUGGGCUGGAAACCACCACCUCUAUCUACACUGACUUUGUGUCCACUCUACUGGAGCAUCACUGCCAGGGUUUGAGUCAGUCCGUCCUGACCAUGCUGAGGAGUCUGGGUCAGCUGGCAGAAAAAGGGAUGCUGGAACAACAAGUCUUGUUUGAUGAGAAAAAUAUGAAUGAAACUAUUUCAGACCUUACUGGCAGUCCAUUCAUGUGCAAGUUCCUCUCUAGGAGAAGAAUCCACCAGGAGACGAUGUUCAGUUUCAUGCAUCGCAGCUUUCAGGAGUUCUUCACUGCUCUAUACUAUGUCCUUCUGGAUGAAGAAGAGUCCCAAAGGAAAGUGAGAGAGCUGCUUCACACUGUAGAGAGAGGAUGGGCUUUGUCCUGUUGGUCUGAUAGAGACUUUUCAGUGGCAGGUUUAAAAACAAGACAUUCAAAGCUUCUGCAGCCUGUGAUUUUGUUCCUCUGUGGUCUCUGUAAGACAGAAUGGAUCCCGUCAUUCUUUAAAAAGCACAACAUGGCUGUCUCGGUCAACAUAGAAACCCAGCUUAAGGAAUGGAUCGAUACGUGUUCACAGAGAUAUCAAAAUGAACACAUGUUGUUCAUUCUCUGUUGUCUCUAUGAGCUCCAUGACAAGAGCUUUGUUGGGAAAGUUUUGGAACAUUUGAGUUCGAUAGAUCUGUCAAAUAUUCCACUGAAAAAUUCAGACUGCUGGAUGUUGCAGUUUUGUUUGCAGAACUGUGUUAACAUCAGCAAUCUGAGACUCAAUAUAACAUCUGAAAAUCUGAAGAUUCUUCAGUCUGCACUGUACAGUUGUAAGCAGUUAUGGUUGAAGGUGGAUCACAUUACAGAUGAUACUGGGGAUUUGAUCUCAGCGCUUGCCGAAGGAAAGAUUAUGAAAGAACUGAUAAUACAGGAUCAAAAAGGAUCAAAAUCUCUGAAGAAACAGGCCAAAAGCAUUAUUGCAUCAGUUGAAAAUGAAGAUCUCAUGCUCUCUGUUUGCUGCUCAAAAAUGAGACCAUCAUCAUUAAUCUCAGAAUUUACUCUCACCUGUUCACGGCAAGAGAUUUCCACUGUCAACUGGAGAAUCUUCCUACAGAAACUCUGCAGAUCAACAGGCUCUCAAGCUUCAUCAGUGGAUGAAUUCUUCGUUCUAGAUGUCCUGCAGUCUGUGUCUGGUCUAAAGAAAGUCCAUAUGCAGACAGACAGAUGGACUGUCAAAUGGAAUCCCACAAUCCUCUCCCUUGUCCAGGCCUUUCCCAGUCUGAACGAACUCAGGAUAAAUGCAACCAUUUCAUUGAAUCCAUUAAAGAUUAUACAGUCCCUGAGGGAGUCACUGACACAGACAGGGUGGACCCUUACUGUCUGGAGGAAGUCAGUGCUGAUUGAGCGUGACGGGAAGAGUUUCACAGUUUCACAGUUGAGGACAAUAAAGACCGAAAAUAUUGAGAGCAAAAGAGCUGAAUCACUUUCAGGACAAACAUCCUCAGAUGAUGCAGAAGUAUUCACACCUGACCAUGUUCAGGAAGAUGAUGAGGACAAACACAAGAAUACAUACAGGUUUGUGUGUCCACAUGCUGGUCAGUUUCGUUGCAGUCUGACCAACCUUGUGUUUGUGAUGGAGGGUGAAGGAGAGGUGCUCUAUAAAACUGUCUCAUGGGAUCCUCGUCUGUUAGAUGGUUUGGGUCAGAUGAAGUCUGCAGGACCCUUGUACAAUAUUGACUGUUUUCAUGGUUCAAUCUCAAGACUGCACCUUCCACACUGUGAAAUCUCUGAGGAAAACAAGGACGGUUUGGCUGUAGCACAUUUAACUGGCGGUAAUACAGCAAUAAUGCAGCCUCUCCAAGUGACUGAAACUCAUGUGAUGAUUGACAUCAGAGAUCUCUCCAUCUUUGGGCUCAUAAAAAGGAUGAUCUUUCCUCCUUCUCCUGUUGCUGCCCAAGUGCUUGUCUUUCUGCGUCCGAUAACUUUGAGACAGAGAGAAAACAUACUGGAUGUCCAUUUGCUCCCAUGGAAUAUUCCACUGUCAGAGGUCAAGGACCAGCACACGGAGAAUACCCACAUUAAAACUAGUUCAAAGUGUUCUCUUACUCCGGCAACAGAAUACAGUCUGUGUUGUCAACCAGAGGAAUCUACAGUGCAGCCGGAGACUGAGAUGUUUGAGUGCAAUUUUGGUCCAAACUAUCAUCCCACAUUUGAAGUGUUUGUGAAUGUCAACAUUGAGGAAGUCAAGCUGAGUCUUUUAGAUAAAACUGAAGGAAAGGAAGUGUGGCUUCCACGACGAAUCCUUCUCACAGCAUCAGGUAAAGAUGCAGUCCCUACUGCUCACAAAAGGCUCACAGAAUCUGAAUUUGUGAAAAAACACAGAGAUAAACUUAUUAAAAGAGUUUCAUCAGUGAUGGCGAUUGCUGAUGGUCUGAGGACUAAAGACAUGAUUUCAGAUGAAAUGUACAGAGAAGUUUGUGAGGCAAAAACACAAAAUAAGAAAAUAAGAAUCUUGUUUAAAGUUCUUGACUCUGGAGGACCUUCUGUAAAAACAGAAUUCUACGGACUGCUGAAGGACGAAGAACCUUAUCUAGUAGAUGAUCUGGAGUCUGGACAUAGUGGACAGCAGUAAUGCUGAGAGAACAGGAACUUCAGUAAGUUUGAGACAUGCAGUAAACGGCAGCUCGAGCGUUAAUAUACAUGUAUAUUUAAAGAGAGAGAUCCAGAUGCUUAUUUUCUCAAGUUAGCACAAGAUUUACAAAUGAUAUUUCUGGCAUGAAACUUCACAAGUUUGUGUAAAACCGUAUGAUCAUGUUCUACACAGCAUGAUUUAAGAAAGAUCAAGUGAGCAUCUUUUGUUUUGGUUGAAGCAAUAACAUCUGACCAUCUGUACAAUGUCAAAACUUUGCCUAUUUAAUAUAACUGAAAAGCAGAAUCUAAAAUAUUUCUUCAUUUAUGUUAUAAAUUUUUACAUAUUUUCUUUGAUUUAAAAUUUUCUAAAUCCGUAAACUUUAUAUCCAGGUUUACAUUUUAGAUUUAGAUUUUAAUGCCUAUAUUUUCUGUUUGGACUCUGUAUUAUGUCUUUGUUGAUGUACAGUAAUAUGCUUAUGUUUUACUCUGUGUAAGCCUAAAUUUGUUUACAGUUUUUCUCGAUUGCUUAAACACAUUUCUUGAAACUAUGCCUCAUAUUCUCAAAACAGUAAACACAAAUCCAUAACGUUCCACCCAAUUCCCCAAACAUCCUAUUUUCAGGUCAAAAUGAAGCUCUACACUCAAAACCAUUCACUCUUGCUGAAAAACCAAACUUUGCCCUCAGACAUCACACACAAGCCCUCAAAAACACACACACUACAACAUAGUCUUACACACUGGUGAGAUAAAUUCAAAACAAUACUACAAAAAACAAAAACCAGUAAAGUUGUGUUGCUUGUGGUUCUCCCCCUCAAGGAACUUUUCACAUGAUGAACACGUGUAUACAUUUGCACAUUUUUUAUUCCUUAAUGUACUGUACAGUACAAUACACCAAACAACUACAAAAAAAUUCUGCCCCAGCAUCACAUCUUUGGUCUGGGACAGGCCAGAGAAUCUCUUCAACAUCACAGGCUGUACUGGCCCUAGCCAGGCAGAGGGGGUAAAAUCCUCUUGCAUGCCUGAUCCACCCCUGGCACGCAUCAACUGAAAUGUCUAGUCAGGCUUCUUCCAUUCCAUCGUCUCUGUGUCCUACAAAAAUAGAAGUACUGAUUACUGUAACUGUAACACAUCCUUUUUACAAAAUGGAAGCAGACAGAAACUCUAUCUGUAUGUAAGGCAGUUUGAUGCAUGUGUUGUAACAGAGUACAGCACUCAAAAGUUACAGUAGAGUACACUGAGGUACACCUGCCUUUUUUUCGUCCCUGAAGGUUCUUAUGAUCGAGGCAACGGUGAAGCAACUUAAGUUUGGCUGAACUCAUUGCCCAGCCUCCCUCAUAGUCAUACCAUGGACAGGGACAUGGUCAACUAGUGGCACGAAUUUCAUCUGAGACUCCUUGUCUCCUUGCCCUUCAUCCUCAUCCUCGUCCUCCUCCUCUUCCUUCACCUCUUCCUCCACUCCUUACAGCUCUUGCUCAUCCUCUUCCUCUCUGGUGUCCUCAACCUUUUCAAUCACGUCUCUCUGGAUCCAUUGUUCCAAAACUGAAUGAACUGACUCAGUAUGUUUUAUCUUUCUAUUGAAGGUUCUGAUUGUUGUGUGAUAAAUUUUGACUCUUAGUGUUUCCACGUGUGUAACUGUGUGCUAAUUGAGCUCAAGCUACGCUGACUUGAGUGAACAAUAUUGAAUGCUAGUGCUUUCUAAAUGACAACAUGGUAUAGGCAAUGAGAAAUGAAGGGAUUUGUGUCUCGAGUUUUGCAGUGACAGUUCAACAAAUCUGAUUUAUGUGUCAAAACAAGGGAAUAGUGUUUAUAGUUUAGGGAAUUGGGUGUGCUUUUUAAUAAAUGGCGUUAUGGUUUUGAAAUUUUAGUUCAAAAGCCUGGUUAUAAUGUUUAAGCAAUCGAGAAAAACUGUAAUAUGAGGUAUGAAUGAAUAUGAUGGUUGAAAGGAUAUCAGUAUAGUGGGACUGGAGACAGCGAGUAAACAUCCUCUGAUUGCUUAAUUUUCUUAAGUCAAGUUCAUUUUGCGAUCAAGUUUUCAUUAAUUUUCUCCUUGCUAGUGAAAUGGUGGGGUGGUGUGAUGAUUGCUUCAAGGAAGCAUGUUAAGGGCAGGUUUUAGAGUGGCACUGAUCUGACAGUCUAAACGUAGCUGUAUUUUGGCCUCGUCCAAGGCUUUUGGCUCCGCCCGGCUCGUUGUUAGCCCUGGCAUGCGUUCAUGUGCUCACCAGACAUUUCUGUGAUUGGCUAUGCUCAACACUGCAAAACACGUUGCUAAUACAAACCUUUGACAGUUUUCAGAGAUUAACACAAAUAUGCAGGGGAGUAUUUGAAAGCAGUUGCCUAUCAGUCAGGACCGAAAUUGCCUAUUUGACACGUGCCUAUUGAUUCCGACCCACACCGCAAAUGACAAGGUCCCUCUUGCAGUAAGCUUUAUCUUCAAUAAGGUAUCGAACGAUGAUACUCGCAUUGCUUAUCCUUUUGCAAAGGUUUGCUAGCGUUUGCAGUGUUCAAUAGCUAUCUAUGUUUUAAUUAGCUAGUAAAGCAUUAUCAAGUUGCGUUCUUAUCCUUCUGCAAGUGCACUGUACAACAAGGUUUCUCAAUCUUCAUCUGUGUCUAUGCAUUUUGAGUAUUUCUUUUACUUAUCUGUCAUGCUGAUCUGGUUAAUUUUCUUUUGGGGGUUCUCUAGGUGGGUUCUGAUGGCUAUAUGGAGUUCUGUCGGCAGAGUUCUAUCAAGCCAUGAGCGGGAGUCACGCCCAAGUAUAUUGAAUUUUAGAAUUUGUGCUCUUUCUGAGUCUUUCUUUUAGAAACUAAAUACUACCUUCUAUUUAUUUACCUUACCUAUCAAUGGAGUCAAAACCAUGCCACAUAGUUUUGCAAAAGAAUGAAGUCUCGCAAAAGAAAAUAAAGUUAAUUGCAAAAGAAAAAUAAAGUAUUGGGAGAAAAAAAAUAAAGAAUUGCAAAAAGAAAGAUAUAAUUAAUUGCAAAAAUCAAUGUAAAAGAAGCUUAUGAACACUGAUCCUAUUUUAUCUCUGCAACAGAUAUUUUCCAUUGUCACACCUACUAAUUAAUUUGUAAUACUCCUUUUGUUAUGCGUUUCAGUCAAGUGUAAGCUCGCAAUACCAUUUUUCCUUUGUGCUUCACUUUUCUGUGCAUUACACUUCAUACUAGCACUGUUUUGACGUGGGGGUGGAGUCAAGAAACUGGGACGUGUUCAAUGGGCCUGGUCACGCCUCCCUCAUCUGCUCGAGAUGCAGAUCAGCAAAGAUGAAGGCACCAUGGCUGAGAGAGACAUGCGGGUGGAUCGUUUUUUAUGAACUCACACUUUUACUAACAUUUAAAUGUUUGGUUUCGUUUUGCUGACUAAAUGUAUAUUCAAAGUGUUUGCUUAAGUUAGAGGUCAUGUUAAAGUGGUGUUUAUUAUUAGCCGUAGACUACAUGCUAACGUGAAGUGUCUGAAAACAGACAGCACCUGCUGUUUAUUUCUCAAUAUUGUGCACACUUUUAUAGCAUUAAAAUGUUUAUGGUUUCGUUUUGUUAACUAAAUGUGUAUUAGCAUUUGCUAAAGUUAAAGAAGUUAGAGAUCGGUUAAAGUCUUUGAGGUUCCUCCUGAAGUAGCCAGCAUCUGCUGUUUAUUUCACUAAUUGUGCACACUUUUAUACUGUUGAUGAUACGUCACAAGGAAAUAUUAGCAUAUUGCCCGCCCACUUAUUGCGCGUGCAGACGCCAGGGAAAAUUCAUUUUUUCACAGCAGUACAAUCUUUUGUUGUGUUCCAGUCGUUUACUGAAGACUGCUUCUCAAACCUCGGGAGAUUCACAAAACGCUUGGUCUUAAAAUAUGGACCAAUGCCCAGUUUAUUUGGACCAGCUUGCUCCUUUGAAUCUCAACCUGUAAGUAUGAUUAAUAAUUGAUGUUUAUAUUUUGUAGCGAUCGUUCAAAUAUCGUAGUUUUGUAUGUUAUGUUGUGUAAAGUAUGUCUGCUGCUAACCGGCUAACUCACGUUUCUGUAGUUCUGCUAUUCAGAUGUGGGUCCAAUAUUGUUUAAAAAUGUGUCGAUUACUGCAGCUUGUCUGUCUUAUUACUUGGAGUAAUGAUCAAGGAUGGAGCACGACUUUUGUUUACAAAGUGUAAUGCAUUAUCAGCUAUUCACGUUUGUGCUCGGCUAACGUGUAAGUUUACAACAUAGUUGUGGGCUCGGUUUGCUUACAUUACUGUAAAACAAACUGUUUUUUUCCUCUGUGUUUUUAUUAUUACAGUAGAGUGGAGCUCUACCUGUAUUGUAACAGGAUGUUAAGAUGCUAUUCGCACUAACUAGUUGAAGUAUUCUCUCUGUAAACAGUAAACACCCAUUGUAAUGUCAAACAAUGAUAUAGCCAUUUUUUUCUUUGUUAAUAGUUAUGGCAAAAAAAGCUUCUGUACACAUCUGGUCUAAAUGUUUACGUUAUGUUAGAGGUUUUCAGCUUUGCUUUGCAUUCUGAUACAGUUCCCAGGUGCACCUACAUAAAGUAUAACAGUGAUGAUGCUCUCACGUCUUAUAAAUAAAGCAAACUAAGGUGACACUUAACAUAUAGAAACGUCCUACCUACUCCAGUCAUGAUUGCGAAUCAGUUUCUGGUUCAUCGACUACUUUUUGGCUCGAAUUGAUACGGUAAAAUCGAUGCUAUCUUUUCCAUACAUUGUAUACAAUGUCUUGUGAAAAUAGCUGUCAUUCAGUAAUGGCAACGUUAAUCGUAGUAGACCGAUUAAUGUUACAAAGGAUUGGGCCAUCUGACCAAUCAGAGCAGUGUAAGCUCACGGAAAGGAGGGGUUCUACUGCUUCUAACGAGUCGUUUACGAAUCAUAGAGAACUGAGGUGAAAUUAAUGUAGGGCCUAUAUUAUGAGAAAACUAAAGUGUUUUUGACCUUGCAUGUAUGUAAACCUGUUGUAGGAGACUCCCAAAACAAUAUUAGGAACCUUAAAAACACUUUAAAUUUCAGGCACUUUAAAUAGGAUCUUAAGAUGUUUUGUGUGUGUGUGUGUGUGUGUGUGAAUUUUAUUUUAAUUUAUUGUGUGUUUUGUUUGUUGAGCCUUUGUCUGAAGACAAUUUUCUACCCCUGUGGGAAUAGACAAUAAAGCUU